Molecule: messenger RNA, 5113 nt
Organism: Nerophis ophidion (straightnose pipefish)
Lineage: Eukaryota; Metazoa; Chordata; Actinopteri; Syngnathiformes; Syngnathidae
Exons: 2
Coding region: 3089-4591 (500 amino acids)
Source: RefSeq, a predicted model, not a curated record
GUUGUAAGACCUGAGGAUGUCACUUGAGCUUUGAGAAAAAGUUUAACAAUUUCAAGGCAUUAUUCAGAAAUAAUCAAAUAAUUAAGAGAAGGACGAGUAGACUCAUCCUCAAUAGAAGUAAUUAUUAGUUACAGUCUUACCUCUUUGAAUGACUCCCAUCUUUUUUGCGUUUUUGGGGAGAUCUCACAUUUUGCAGUCGUUUGUACAGCUGUGUAAACACAGUGACCUGGACAAGACACAAUUAAAACGUUCAUCAAAUUGCUACAUUAAGUGGCCAGGCGGAGUCUCUUUGGUCAUCAAUUCAAUGUGUGUCACAUACCCAUGUAUUCUUCAGGCCUUUAUCCUGCAGCAUUGGGUAAUAUUGUACUAUUCUUUUUGCCAUUGCUGUAAUUUCUGGUUUUGAUGGGUAUCUGUCUGAUCCUUCAUCCCCUCUUGCCCUCAGAAUUGCCAUCAUACUGGUCAUGGUGUUUCGGAUGAGUCUGCAUCUGAGUUCCUUUGACAUAUGGCAGGUGCUUUCUAAGCCCGUUUUAGACAACUCGAAGUACUGUUUUCGGACUUGCUCAAGUUCAGUGUCGGUGUGCAACACAUAUUCCGGGAAUGAUAACUUCACAACUUUUUCAGGGGUUGUGUACUUUGCAGGCUUUGCUUUUAAAGAAGUCAAUGUUUUUGGCAUCGGUGAAUCAUUAAUCGAGGAAUUUCCAGAGUGUUCUUGGACAGUUUGCUGCAACAUGAAAGAUAAUGUGGAAGUGGAAAAUGCACAAUUUAAUUGUGUUACGAUGAACAGCAAUGCAGAAUAAUAAGUGGUGAUUAUUUUAAGUCAUAUGACUAAGAAACUGACAUCCUCUGACACAUCAUGACACAAACUCCACACUGCUUUUCUCCGAAAAAAGUUCUCUGGGCCUGGAAAAAGAUCCCGCAAGUCUUCUCGAGACAAGGUGCUCAGCAUUUCCUCGCUGAUGUUUGCAGCUACAUUGGAAAGCACAUAUUAAAAUGAAUCAGUGCCCCGAAAUAUGUACAUAUAUAACAAUAUGUUGAAUCUAAAAAAAAAAUCUAAUAAAUCGGCAUAAUUUUACCUUAUGCUUUUUAAUCUUAAGUCGGUCGACUAAUCAUACUAAAGCAUCCUAACUGUGCAUUUUACCUUAAAAGCUUGUAGACAUAUGUUUAAAAGUAAUACUUUUUUUUCAACUUUACUAUUGAUUUACAAAAUACAGUAAUAGUAACAGUGCAACAAGCAAUAUGAUGAGCUUCACAUUAAUAACAAUUGGAUAACAGAUAGAUGUAACAACAAAAUAAAUACAUAUAGAAUUAAGAGAUAGAGAUAAAAAAUAAUAAUGAUAAUUUAAAAAAAAGAAAUUAAAAAAGUAAGAUACACCAGGGGACAUGGGCAAUGAAAAUUAAAGUGAAUCAAAUAUAUUAAAGUGGGAGCAUAGAUUUAUAGUUUUGAUAGCUUUCUUGUUAUUAGCAGAGGAUAUUGACUUGAAAUACAACUCCAUGUUUAAAAGAAAUACAUUACCUCUUAAAACUGAUGCGGUGACAUCAUCCAGUCCCUCCAUGCUAAUGGUUAAGCUAGCUGGUUCGCUUAGCUAAGUUUAACUUGCGCACAAGAAGUUCUCUGUAACACAAAAUAUAGUCAUACAUAAGAGUUAAAAGGCGACAUAUAUGGCGACGUAAACUCGAAUUGACAAUACAGGACAUAGCGUCGUUACUUACUUGAGGAGACACUCAUCCAAUUAAGUGUUGCUGGUUCCAACGGUUCAAAUUAGUGGACGUCGAUACAGCGUAAAUGGCGCGCAGGUAAGGUGACGCACAUAGCCGUAAAUCCAUGGUUGACCUCGGUUGACCUGCUGCAAAGUGGUGCCGGCGGGAGUUACCAUAGCAACGACUGGAUUACGGCCGUCAGAAUUGCCGCAGCAGCGCAUCCUUAGCUUUCUAUCGUCUUUUCGAAUCCUCUUUUUGUCCAACAUGAUUUGGCGUUGUUUCUUGUGUUACAUAUUUGUGGCGCUGACUCUAAAACAGUUGUUGAGUCACAUUAAUACCAUGCACAGUCGCAGCCCGGACUUUCGCGUAGUGUGUGGGAUUGAUGGCUGCUCGAGUGAGUACCGGGUGUAUAACUCCUUCUUCUAUCACGUAAAGCGAACGCACGCGCACCAUCUUCUCCAAGUUCAAGAAACCGAGGAGGUCGGAUCGUCUGGACAGCCACAACCAACCGGACUGAUGAUAAUAAUCCUGCAGUCGAGGUUGAUGGGACACAUGGAACAGUAAGUCCGUAUUUUUUCAUUAGCCAAAGACAGAGCACUCGUGGCUACAAGUGUUUAUUUUUGUGCAAAUAGUUAUUUGCGCUAUGAUAAUAAUAAGAAUAAUAAUGAACAUCUAAUAGUUAUUCUGUUUACACAUUUUACAGUUGCCAAUAUUAGAAAAACAAUCAAAUAUUUUGGUAAGAUAUUUUUGUUUUAUAUGAAUCAGAAAUCUGUGAUAUAUUUUUCAGUCACCACGCUUAAUUGAAACGUGUAUAGAACUAAGGACAAAUACAGUUAUCAAAUUACUGGAUAUAAUUUUUACACAUUUUCAAGGUCAACAUUUUCCCUUUUAUAAUAUGAUUCUUGUUAAUCUGUUUCAGCAUGAAUUGCAAGAACCUGCCCAGGGUUGCAUGAAGGCUAACCUUUCUAAACAUGCAACUGCAUUUCUUCUCCAGGCCAGAAAAACCCAGAGACUGACACAGAGAGCUGUUAACCAGAUGGUGAGUGGAGUCCAGCAAUAUCAAACAGCAUUAUUGGAGCACCUGAGUCAUCAAAUGAAGAGCAUCUUUGGGAGUCAUUCUGGAGACCUGGAUCAACUAAAGAGUCAUGCAAUGAGCGUAUUUGACCAGUUUGUUGACCCUUUUCGCUAGAUUGCUACAACACAUUUGCAGGACAAGACCAUCAAAGAACUGUUACAUCCAGUUGAACCAGAAAUUGUUACUGCAAAACAAACAGUGUCUUAUGUGAAGCGUGGAGAUUCCAGAGUUCUUGCCAUAAAAAAACAUUGUUUUUACUACAUACCAUUAGUUAAAAGUUUGGAGCAGCUGCUUUCACAUCCUAAAAUUCUUGAAAUGAUCAAUGAGGGGCCAGAGUCCUGCAAGGAUGUUUUUUUUAAUGAUUUCAUUGAUGGGGACAUUUUUAAGUCACACCCUCUGUUUUUGAAAGUUCCCACAGCAUUGCAGUUAAUUUUAUAUACAGAUGAAAUUGAGCUUUGCAAUCCUCUUGGUUCUCGUGCAAACAAAAACAAAUUGUUAUUGAUUUAUUACACUUUAGGUAACAUCAACGCUAAAUACAGAUCAAGACUCGCUGCCAUUCGUCUGCUUGCCAUGGUAAAAUCUAAAAAUCUUUCCUGUAUUGAUAAAAUACUUGAGAGGAUUAACCAUGAUUUGAUCGAGCUGUAUAAUGGUGUUCGGGUUGAUACUUCAAAUGGCGAGAGGACAAUUUAUGGGGCACUUUUGUCUGUGUGCGGAGACACUCUUGCUCAACAUGAAGUGGCUGGAUUUAAGGAAGGAGUUGGGUUUGCCUACAGUAAAUGUAGGCACUGUGAAUGCAACUUCGAAGAUAUGCAAAAUAAAUUUAAUGAAGAUUUGUUUGUGAAAAGGACAAUGGCAAGACAUAACAGGCAAUGCAGUGACAUUGAAAAAGCAAGUACUGAUUUCCUUAGAGAACAUCUAAAAACAACAUUUGGUAUAAACAGGAGAAGUAAAUUAACAGAAUUUCCCCACUUUGAUAUCAUUAAUCAAACACCACAGGACAUCAUGCAUGUUAUUCUCGAAGGUGUUGCCCCAUAUGAAAUCAAAUGUGUUUUGAAGCAUCUUGUACUUUCCGGACAUAUGGAUUUAGACACAUUUAAUAGUGGAAUUAUUGCUUUCCCUUACUCUCCUGUAGAUAUGAGGGACAAGCCUUGUCCCAUAUCUGUUACUACACUUUCAUCAAAUGACAAUAAACUUAAACAAUCAGCGGGGCAGAUGCUGGUUCUGUUAAAGAUUCUGCCAUUUCUCAUUGACACAACUGGAGAAAAUGCUCACACACAAUUGCUACUUAAGUUGUUGGAGAUAGUUAAAAUUCUGUUUUCACCUAUUAUUGCACUCGCAACUCUUCCUAGGCUGAAGCUUUUAAUUGAGCAGCAUUUAAGACAUUUCAAACAGCUGUUUCCAGAUUUAAAUAUUAUACCUAAACAACAUUACCUGCUGCAUCUUCCCUCCCAGAUUAAAGCACUUGGUCCUACUGUUGGGCAUAUGUGUAUGCGUUUUGAGUCAAAGCAUUGCUUUUUCAAGCAGUGGGCUAUAAAAAGUAGUUUUAAGAAUAUUUGUAAAUCUCUUGUGAAGCACAACCAACUGUAUGAAUGUAGUCAGAAUGUGCAUGACAAACAUCCUAUUUUUUGUAAUGACAUUGAAAUAGGCCCAACAUCUGAGGUGAAAAAUGUUCACUACAUAGAAGGAAAGAUCAAACAAUUCUUAGGAAUAGAGCAAGUUGAACAUGUAGUGUGUGCCCAGUGGAUUGCUCAAUAUGGAAAUAAGCAUACAUGUGGAAAAUCUUUGGUUAUUUCUAAUGUUUUCAAUAAUACCCCAUAGUUUGCAGUUGUGAAAAACAUAUUUAUUGUAAACGAAUCAGUGUUUUGUUUUGAAUGUCAACCUCUCUCUACAAUUGGUUGGAAUGAACAGUAUUUAUCCUAUGAGGUAGAGAUUCCUCACCUUGCACAAGCCAAUAUUUUUUUGAAUUCUGAAAACUGUGUGGAUUUUACACCAUACUAUUGUUAACUUUAAUAAUGCCAUAUUCAUUCCUGUGAAGUAUGAUCUCACCAACAUCAUGGCAUGUCACUCUUAAUAUGCAAUCCAUCAACUGUGGCCAUAAUGCAUGAUGCUGCAAUUGUGACGCUUUUGACCUGCAAAUUCAAUAAAGCUGUGUUGUCUCAAUUCAAGUUAGGUCUCUUUCUUGAAACAAGAUUAUUCAUCAUACAACCUACAUCUUGUGAGCAUAAAAACAUCAUGACAUGUUGAAAAAGCUUAUUUCAUCUAAAAUAUUUCUCAAAACAAGAUCAUUUCAAGAUCUUCUCACCUAACAAGAUAUUCAAGAUGCACUGUCUUGAAACAAGG